Molecule: messenger RNA, 4160 nt
Organism: Anguilla rostrata (American eel)
Lineage: Eukaryota; Metazoa; Chordata; Actinopteri; Anguilliformes; Anguillidae
Product: cadherin-7-like
Exons: 12
Coding region: 1164-3548 (794 amino acids)
Biological process (GO): adherens junction organization; cell-cell junction assembly; homophilic cell-cell adhesion
Cellular component (GO): catenin complex; adherens junction; plasma membrane
Molecular function (GO): calcium ion binding; cadherin binding
Source: RefSeq, a predicted model, not a curated record
AGUUGAAGCAUAUGUGGGUGUUGUCCGACAUUAGUGAGUGCAUGACAACGAGAUUUUAUUCUACACUGCAGCUCUGAUUAAGUGCAGAUUUUGAACUUCUCAGUUCCUUAAGAUGCCAGACUGCAAGUCAAAAGCCUACAUUGAUGAACCUUAGGCCUGAUAUAACGGAACAUUGGGACAGCUGGUAGUAUUAAUAGGGACUCGCUGAAUUAUUCUGAAGUAGUAUAAUGCCCAAAGAAGUGGCAGGGUACUUCAUUCUGCAUUUGGUUAUCUGUUUUAUGGUUAGUGACCCUCCAACCCUCCCCCACCCCGAAAAAAAAGAAACUUUAAAAUUUUUUUUUUUUUUUUACCCUUAACAGAAAGGAGGAGUGAAAAUCUACACCACUACAUGUUUAGUGUAUAGUGGGCGUUUGCGCUUUCAAAUGUUAAUAGGCUACCGUUCAUUAGAGGAUAAAUAGGCUUCAGUCCCACCCCCUGUCCCCUGUCUUUCUAUUUUUUAAUCGUAAAAUUCUGUUUUUUUUUUGACAGUGUUAAAAAAGAGUUCGUUUUCGGAUCUGUUUGGAAUAGCACCUCGUCAUCCUACUGUGGGAAGGAGCACAUCUUGUAUCUUGUGCAGCCGUGGGGCAGGGGAGCUUAAUUAUUUUCCUUCUUCCUUGUUUUCUUUAUUAUAAAGGUCUAAACUGAAGUGGCAUUAGGACGCCUGACAAUGUUUCGCUCGCAACGGUCAGGAGCUUAAGGAGGUCUCCUCUUCAACAGACAGUUCCUUGCGUGGAGUCCGCUCGCUGCAGCUGCCACUUCUCAAUGGAGCUAACAUCAGCGAGAGUGCGUAUGUAGAACGGGACCAGCGUAGUCAUUUCAAUCAACAUAGACGCGGUGCUGUCUCAAGCAUCCUCCGAGAGAGAAAGAAGGAACCGGGAACACGGAGGUACCACUUGCUUGAACGUGUGAAGAGGCCAAUUUUGAAGCCAUUGACCCUACGUCACUACUGAGGCCACGUGCAAUGCUUAACGCUUCAUCCCCCCCAAAGUGACAGGAAUCACCCUUUGACCUGCGCUCAGAGGAACAUUCAUCGGUCCUCCAGACAUUGCACGGGAUUUUUGGUGUCGCCCUCAUUGUCAUUUUUUACUUUUUCUACGGAGGUGACUUUUUCAGUCAGGGCCCAGAUGCGGUUACUUGGCCCACCUGUGUGCAGCUUGGUGGGCGUGGUGACUCUGCUGCUCCCCCUGUGGGAGGUGGGCUGCUUGGAGCUGAGCGCCGGUUCGAGACUUCGGCCCCUGAGGGGUCCCAGGGGACACGAAGGUGCCCUGCGGAGGCAUAAACGCAGCUGGGUGUGGAACCAGUUUUUUGUGCUGGAGGAGUACACAGGGAACGACCCUCUCUAUGUGGGCAAGCUUCAUUCAGAUGUGGACCAGGGGGAAGGAAACAUUAAGUACGUGCUGUCUGGAGAGGGCGCCACUUCCAUCUUCACCAUCGAUGAGAACACAGGAGAUAUCCAUGCCACCAAACGGCUGGACAGAGAGGAGCAGGCCUACUACACGCUGCGGGCCCAGGCCGUGGAUCGGGCCACCAACCGCCCCGUGGAGCCAGAGUCAGAGUUCAUCGUCAAGAUCCAGGACAUCAACGACAAUGAACCCAAGUUCCUGGAUGGCCCCUACACUGCCGGGGUUCCAGAGAUGUCUCCCCUGGGAACGUCUGUAGUCCAGGUGGCAGCAACAGAUGCUGAUGACCCCACAUAUGGGAACAGUGCAAGAGUGGUCUACAGUAUCCUCCAUGGACAGCCCUACUUCUCAGUUGAACCAAAGACAGGCAUAAUCAGAACGGCCCUCCCCAACAUGGACCGCGAGACGCGCGACCAGUACGUGCUGGUCAUCCAGGCCAAGGACAUGGUGGGCCAGAUGGGGGGGCUGUCGGGCACCACGUCCGUCACCGUCACGCUCACGGAUGUGAACGACAACCCGCCGCGCUUCUCUCGCAAGUCCUAUCAGUACACGGUGCCAGAGACCCAGCCUGUGGGAUCAGUGGUGGUCAAGAUAAAAGCGGCUGACGCCGAUAUUGGCUCCAAUGCAGAAAUGGACUACAGGAUUAUGGAUGGGGACGGUCUAGGGAUGUUCAGAGUGUCCACUGACAAAGACACACAGGAAGGAGUCUUAACUCUGCAAAAGCCCAUGGAUUUUGAGACUAAGGCCAGCUACUCACUGCGGAUUGAGGCAACGAACCGGCACAUCGACCCACAGUUCCUGAACCUGGGCCCGUUUAGCGACACAGCGACAGUGCGGGUGACGGUGGAGGAUGUGGACGAGCCGCCCGUCUUCUCCUCUCCGCUCAGCAAGAUGGUGGUCUCUGAGGCUGCCAAGGUGGGCACCAUCAUCGGGACAGUCUCGGCACAUGACCCCGACGCCUCCAACAGUGCCAUCAGAUACUCCAUUGACCGGAAUACCGACCUGGAGAGGUUUUUCAACAUUGAUGCCCUGACUGGAGUCAUUAGCACAGCCAAACCACUGGACAGAGAAGUCAACGCCGUGCACAACAUCACCAUUUUCGCCAUGGAAAGUCAGGACCCUACCCAAGUUGGAAAGGGCAUCGCCGUGAUAACUGUGAUGGACAUCAAUGACAACGCCCCUGUCUUCGCCAUAGAGUACGAGACCUUCCUCUGUGAGAAUGCCAAGCCGGGCCAGGUCAUCCAAACCAUCAGCGCAGUGGAUAAAGAUGAGCCGCCCAGCGGACACCGUUUCUUCUUCGCUCUCAGUGCAGAGGCUGCUGGGAACCUCAACUUCACCCUCAGAGACAACAAAGACAACACAGCCUCCAUCCUGACGAAACGGGGAGGAUUUCGACGCCAGGAGCAGUUCCUUUACCGGCUUCCCAUCCUGAUCCUGGACAGUGGCAGCCCCUCUCUUAGCAGCACCAACACCUUGUCCAUCCGGGUUUGCGACUGUGACCCGGACGGCCUCGCCCAGUCCUGCAGUGCCGAAGCGUACAUACUGCCUGCCGGGCUGAGCACCGGCGCCCUCAUCGCCAUCCUUGCCUGCGUCCUCACGCUGCUGGUUCUGGUGCUGCUGAUCGUGACGAUGCGCCGUCGGAAGAAGGAGCCCCUCAUUCUUGAGGACGAGCGGGACAUACGGGAGAACAUCGUGCGUUACGACGACGAGGGCGGCGGGGAGGAGGACACCGAGGCCUUCGACAUGGUCGCCCUGCGGAACCUCAACGUCAUCCGGGACCACAAGGCUCGGCGGGAUGUAACGCCCGAGGUGACCUCCUUCUUCUCCUCGCGGCCCGCCUACAAGACCCUGCCGGACAACGUCAUCUUCCGGGAGUUCAUUUGGGACCGGCUGAAGGAAGCGGACGUCGACCCCUCGGCACCCCCCUACGACUCUCUGCAGACCUACGCCUUCGAGGGGAGCGGCUCAGUGGCGGAAUCCCUCAGCUCACUGGAGUCGCAGAGCACGGACUCCGACCAGAACUACGACUAUCUCAGCGACUGGGGGCCUCGCUUUAAGAAGCUGGCUGAUCUGUAUGGCAACACUGAGGGCUGCAAUAUAUUCUCAUAGCCCUGUUUCAAAUUUUAAGUUCAUGUUGACCGUGGAGUUGAAAUAAGUGGGGAAAAAACCUAAUGCUAUUAUUGUUACAAAAAAGGACUCCACAGGACAGAACCAGGUAAAAAAAAAAAUCCUGAACUGAUCUUUCUUUCUUUUCUACUAUCUUUCUGUGGAUAGUAGAAAACUGCUUUUGACCAAGAAAGCCAGAAGGAAAUUGUUACAAGAAAACAAAUAAAAAGGCUAUUUAAAUUCAAAAGGUAUUAUCCAUCAAUCCCCUUGGAUAGGAUUUUCUCAGAGAAUCCAUGGAAGUUUUGACAAACUAUAAAUAUGACAACACCAGAGAUAAUGUGCGAAACACAGACCAUGAAUGCUGAACCUGGCGGGAACCAAAGACCUCACCUGUUGGACCCAAAGGGUAACCUUGUGCAUUAACCCUUGACUACUGUAUCCGACAUGGGCCAUGAGUGCCAGAAUCAGUGUUAUUCGCCAAAUACUGCGAUGCAUUUUACUGCUUUUGUUGUUCUCCAAGUGACAUUUAUUUUUUUAUUUGUCUGUAGUGAUUAGUCAGUACAGCGACAGUUUAACAAGUUCAGUGGUCAUUAAAAGUGUACACUUUGAUCAGUA